Spinacia oleracea (spinach) is the source of this 2172-nucleotide messenger RNA. Its product is annotated as transcriptional adapter ADA2. Gene Ontology annotation, cellular component: nucleus. Lineage: Eukaryota; Viridiplantae; Streptophyta; Magnoliopsida; Caryophyllales; Amaranthaceae. Gene Ontology annotation, biological process: regulation of transcription by RNA polymerase II; chromatin remodeling. Bases 338 to 1954 code for a protein of 538 amino acids. Gene Ontology annotation, molecular function: zinc ion binding; transcription coactivator activity; chromatin binding. The transcript has 14 exons. The record is from RefSeq and is a predicted model, not a curated record.
CUAAGAGUUAACUCCCGAAGUUCAAAACUAAACGUCACACCCAUUUCUGUUUCAAUCCUCCUAAGCGCGCCGGAACUCCUUCUCCGGUGUCCCGACACAACGGUUCUACAAAUACCGUGAUCUCCCAAAUCUUCUCAAUUCAAUUAUUUUUCUUACCUAAUUAAUUAUAAUUAACCCCAUUAAAUUUCUUUAUCUUCUUCCUCCUCACACCGCCUUUGUUCAGCAGUUCCGCGCUUUCUACUCCUCCAUUCCCCUCCUUCAGGCAAAACUCAAAAAAUAAGGAAAAAGAAAAAAGAAAACAGAAGAAGAAUUGGGGUUCAAUUGAACCCCACCUGCAAUGGGUCGUUCUCGUGCAGUUCCUAGCGCCAGUGAUGAUGAUCCCACCUUAAAAUUAAAAAGGAAAAAGACAGCCUCAAGUGUAGAGAACACAGAGUCUGCAACAGCAGGUCAAGGCUUGAGCGACGGGAAGAAGGCACUUUAUCACUGUAACUAUUGCAAUAAAGAUAUUUCAGGAAAGAUUCGUAUUAAAUGUGUAGUGUGUCCAGAUUUUGACCUCUGUAUUGAGUGUUAUUCAGUUGGUGCAGAGGUCCAUCCUCACAAAAGUAACCAUCCAUAUAGGGUUAUGGAUAGCUUAUCAUUUCCUCUAAUAUGCGCUGAUUGGAACGCAGAUGAAGAGACAUUGCUUCUAGAGGGAAUUGAUAUGUAUGGUCUGGGUAACUGGGCUGAAGUUGCAGAGCAUGUAGGAACAAAAAGCAAGUCAGAAUGUAUUGAUCACUAUAAUAAUAUAUACAUGAACUCUCCUUGCUUUCCGCUUCCGGACCUAUCUCGUGUUGCUGGAAAGAGCAGAGAGGAACUUUUUGCUAUGGCCAAGGAACAUAGUGACCGUAAAUUAGCUUUGACUGAAGAAUUAUUGAAAGAAGUGUCUACAUUUUCUGCGACAGUAAAGAUUGAAGAACCAGAUAAAGAAGCUUUGGGUAGUCAGUCCUCACAGGCUGUUAAGAACCCAACAAAUUCCACUUCAGUCCAGGAUGGGAGUGAUGGCAUCAAAGUUGAAGAUUCUCACCCAGACAGGAGUGUCGGAGAAAAGAAACCUAGAACGUCAGCUGAUGAGGGACCUCCAGUUACCGAUUUAUGUGGGUACAAUUCCAAGAGAGAGGAAUUUGAGGUAGAAUAUGAUAAUGAUGCUGAACAGUUACUGGCAGAUAUGGAAUUCAAAGAAACUGACACAGAAGCCGAACAUGAAUUAAAGCUUCGAGUUUUGCGAAUCUACAAUCGGAGGCUUGACGAGAGGAAGCGCAGGAAGGAAUUUGUACUUGAAAGGAAUUUACUGUACCCAGAUCCUUUUGAGAAAAAUUUGACACAUGAAGAGAAGGAAUUAUGCCAACGUUAUAGGGUAUUUAUGCGGUUUCACUCUAAGCAAGAGCAUGAAGAGCUGUUGAAAUCUGUCGUUGAGGAACAUCGGUUACGCAGAAAAAUACAGGAUCUAGAGGAGGCUAAGGCUGCUGGCUGUCGCACAUCAGCUGAGGCAGAGAGAUUUAUAGGAUUGAAGAGGAAGAUUGAAGCAGAGGAAAAAACCCGCAAGUUGAGAGAGAAUGUUGAAGCUUGUCCAGGGGGAGGUAAAGUAUUAGUGAGGAAUGGUCCUCAUAAUAGAGAUUUUGUCAGUAGGGACACAAUUUCAACUACCACAGGACAGUUCAUGACGAGCUCCUUAGAUGAAUGGGAUAUCACUGGGUUCCCAGGGGCUGAUCUGCUCUCAGAGAAUGAGAAAAGGCUUUGUGGGGAGAUCAGGAUGUUACCUUCACAUUAUGUCAACAUGAAGCAAACUCUGUCUAUUGAAGUAUUAAAGGGGAAUAUUUCAAAGAAAUCAGAUGCUCAUGGGUUGUUCAAGGUUGAUCCUAGCAAAGUUGAUAGAGUGUAUGAUAUGCUUGUAAAGAAGGGAAUUACACAACAAUGAAGGCCAUCUUUUAUGUUCCUGUCUCCAUUUAUUUUUUAAAACCACAGGUCCUCUGUUCUCUGCUUAGCUAGGAUAGACUAUGAUGUAUUUAUUUAUAAAUAUAAUUUUGUACAAACCCCCCUUUCUCUUCGUCUUCUUUUCACCCUUCCCCUUUUCAUCUUCCCUCAGAACAUUACACUCGGGUUUAAUUAUAUCUUUCUUUGAACGAGGACAUUUCA